CAGUCAAAGUCAUGGGUACGGUCAGCUCCCCCUCCUUCUCCCGGGCAGAUCCAACGUCCAAUGCAAAUUUAACCCCGGAAUUGUUCCCAUUUGCUCUGAUUUUUCUAAUCCUCACGACUGAAUAACCGAAUAAAUAAGAAGUCCUUCACUUUCUCUCUGUCUUCGCUCUCCGCCUGUCGAGUCCUCCCAGAGCGCGUUACAUAUAUGGGAGCCACCUUUUUGGGAGGCGCAAUGACCAUUGUCAGGCCACCACCUCUCUGGGCAUAGGGGUGGAAGCGCCUCCCGACGGCGGCUGCGACGACGGCGGUGUGAAGCGAGGAGGAGAUGGGUCAGGGACUGAGUUGCGCGGCGAGUCAGGAGCACGGGCUCUUCACUGCUGUGCAGUUUGGGGAUUUGGAGAUUUUGGAAGCUGUCCUGGAGAGAGAUUCUAGCCUCCUCCACCAGACCACUGCUUAUGAUCGCCAGUCCGUGCUUCAUAUCGCCGCUGCAAAUGGCCAGAUCGAGAUUCUAUCCAUGCUUCUGGAUCGGUCCUUGAAUCCUGAUUUAUUGAACCGGCACAAGCAGACUCCGCUUAUGUUAGCCGCAAUGCAUGGCAAAAUCGCCUGCGUGGAAAAGCUGCUUGAAGCUGGAGCUAAUGUAUUGAUGUUUGAUUCGCUCAAUGGAAGAACUUGCCUGCACUAUGCUGCUUAUUACGGUCAUUCUAACUGCCUCAAAGCCAUUCUUUCUGCUGCUCAAUCUAGUCCAGUUGCUGUCUCUUGGGGAUAUGCACGAUUUGUGAAUAUCAGGGACGGCAGGGGUGCCACACCAUUGCACCUAGCAGCACGUCAAAGACGGCCUGAUUGUGUGCACAUUCUUCUGGAUAAUGGAGCUCUAGUUUGUGCAUCAACCGGGGGAUAUGGGUAUCCGGGAAGCACUCCUCUUCAUCUGGCUGCUAGAGGAGGAUCCCUCGAUUGCAUUCGUGAGUUGCUGGCAUGGGGUGCAGACCGUCUUCAAAGAGAUGCGUCUGGGAGAAUCCCAUACAUGGUUGCUUUCAAGCACAAGCAUGGAGCAUGUGCCGCUCUGCUAAAUCCGUCAUCCGCAGAGCCUCUUGUCUGGCCAUCACCUUUGAAAUUCAUAAGUGAGCUGGAUGAAGAUGCAAAACUUCUACUGGAGCGAGCCCUGAUGGAGGCAAAUAAGGAGAGGGAGAAAAGCAUUUUAAAGGGAACUGUAUACUCAUAUCCAUCACCAUCCCAUUCCGAUGUGGGGAUUGACGAUGAUAUUUCAGAGGCCAGCGACACCGAGUUAUGCUGCAUAUGCUUCGAGCAGGUGUGCACAAUUGAAGUCCAAGACUGCAGCCACCAAAUGUGUGCACAUUGCACGCUAGCUCUUUGCUGCCACAAUAAGCCCAACCCCACGACCGCAUCCCUAACUCCUCCAGUCUGCCCCUUCUGCCGAAGCAGCAUAGCACGGUUAGCCGUUGCUAAGAGCAAGGGCUUUGACGAAGCUGAUCUCGAGGUUGGGGAUGUCAGUUCCUCAAAAUUGAGAAGGUCGAGGAGGUCACGGAACUUUAGCGAGGGAAGCAGCAGCUUCAAGGGCUUAUCGGCCGUCGGGACAUUGGGGAAGAUGGGCGGCCGUGGAUCUGGAAGGAUCGCGGCCGAUAACGAGUGGGUCGAUAAGCUCUGAGGACUAUGAGAGGCCGUGGUUGGCGAUCAAAAAGAUAAUUUUGAACCCAAGAGAGGGAUUUAAAAAGAAGGAAAUAUGACAAAAGAAUUCCUUUGUCUAUGCCGGGCCACGGUGGUAUGUAUAGAUAGCGAAAUGAAUCUGCUGUUGCCAAUUUGGGGAAUAAGCAAGAAUUGAGUUGCAGGCUUGGAUUGGUAAGUUUGUCAUCUCAGUUAGAAAAGGAAAUUUGCUGUAGUCUUUAUGUCUGUACGUUAGAAUGAAGUUGGAUUGCUGA
Rhodamnia argentea is the source of this 1933-nucleotide messenger RNA. Its product is annotated as putative E3 ubiquitin-protein ligase XBAT31. The coding region runs from base 325 to 1662 and encodes 445 amino acids. The record is from RefSeq and is a predicted model, not a curated record. Lineage: Eukaryota; Viridiplantae; Streptophyta; Magnoliopsida; Myrtales; Myrtaceae. The transcript has 8 exons. Gene Ontology annotation, molecular function: protein binding.